CUCACGAUUUUUAGAAGACCUUCUCUAUACUCUGGCCCACUAGAGUCUAUACGUAAAAACGCGUCCGUCGCUGCGCCCGUGACAAAAUCUAUUUUGACAUAGCUGCGCCGACAAGCGUCGUUGACAUUUUUGUAUACGUAAUAGGCUUAUAACGUAUUUUUUUUACUACGAGUUUUUUUUUAUUCAUUAUGGACUAUGAAGAAUCAUAUAACGAUGUAAAACCCCCAAAACGAAAUCGUAGUGGAAAGGUUGUUCAUACCGGCCAGAAACAAAUUAUUAUAAAUGUAUACGAGGAUAUCCUUAUCAAAGAUCCCGAUAUUAUGUAUAACAAUAUUGUGGCAAGGGUGUCUGCAGCAUGUGGAAUUGGAAUACUAACAGUCAAAAACACUAUUAGUGAAUACAAGCGUACGGGAAAAGUAUCCUCACCAAUGAACAAAAAGAAAAGACCUACUAUAAUAAAUAAAGUGGACGAUUUUCAUAAAUUUGCAAUUCGUCAAAAAAUCCAUGCAUUUUGGUUCAGACGAGAAAUUCCGACAUUAGCAAAAAUUAUACAAGUUGUAAACGAUGAUCCGGAUCUUCCAAAUAUAACACGUACAUCAUUCCAAAGAUUGUUAAAGAGCAUGCAAUUUGAGUACACAAAAAGGUACAGGGACAGUGCUCUUACUGAAAGGGAGGAUCUUGUUACUUGGCGGCGCAGUUAUAUUUCUGACAUUCGACGUUAUCGACAGGAAGGCCGAACAAUUUAUUUUUUGGAUGAAAAGUUGGUCAAUGCUGAAGCUUUUUCUUCAAGAGUGUGUGUCGAUCAAUUAAAACAAUCUCACCGAGAUGCUUUCCUCAGAGGCUUAGUUACAGAGUCACGUAAUUCAACAGGAAAAGGCAAACUGCUCAUUGUUGUUCAUAUCGGGUCGGCUGAGGGUUUCGUCACAGGUGAUCUUUUGUGUUUUGAAUCUAAAAAAAACACAUCUGACUAUCAUGAUGAAAUUAACGGCAAUACAUUUUUCGAAUGGUUCUGUAGCGUUUUACCUUUAUUGAAAGAUAACUCGGUAAUAGUCAUGGAUAAUGCACCGUACCAUUCGGUGAAAACAGAACAAACACCAACCUCUUCUUGGAAAAAGGCUGCCAUAAUUGAAUGGCUUGAAUCCAAAGGCGUAGAGACCAACCCAUUCAUGAUUAAAUUUGAGUUGUUAAAAAUUGUUCGAGAGUUAAAACACAAAUAUGAUUUGUACGUGGUUGAUGAAGAGGCCAAAAAACAAAACAAAAUUGUACUACGUUUACCUCCAUACCACUGCGAACUCAAUCCCAUUGAGUUGGUAUGGUCGGUAGUAAAAGGACAUGUGAACGCAAAAAACACAACAUUUAAGAUAAAUGACGUUCAGCAAUUAUUAAACGAUGGUAUACAAAAAGUGACACCUGAAAUGUGGUCCAAUUUUGUUUCACACACUAUAAAAGAAGAGGACAAACUUUGGCAGGUAGACUAUAUUUCUGAUGAGAUAUUGGACGAAGAAUCGACAUCUCACGUGUUAAUGAUGCCUGGAUUGACGACAUCUGAUUCAGAAAACAGCAAUUGACAAUGUUUUUAUAAAAAAAAA
Molecule: messenger RNA, 1589 nt
Organism: Acyrthosiphon pisum (pea aphid)
Lineage: Eukaryota; Metazoa; Arthropoda; Insecta; Hemiptera; Aphididae
Exons: 3
Coding region: 189-1568 (459 amino acids)
Molecular function (GO): nucleic acid binding
Source: RefSeq, a predicted model, not a curated record